AUGAAGUUCGGCUCAACACUCGUGGCCGCGAUCGCUGCUGUAGCGGGAGCCGCUGCAAAAGACUACGGCGGAGUGCCAGGCCAACCCAUCCAAAAGAGCGGAAAGGGAGCUGUCAUCUCUGGUGGCACCAACCCCCAGCUUGAUCUCCAGAACCCAAGCAACAUUAAUGGCCAGCCCACCAGUGACAACGGUCUUGUUCAAAACCUCAAAUGGAGCUUCUCGCUCUCCAAGACCCGUAUGUUCUAUGGCGGCUGGAUUCGUGAGCAGGUUAUCCAGGAUCUGCCUGCCAGCCACGAUAUUGCAGGCGCCCAAGUCCACCUAACUAAAGGCGGAAUCCGACAGAUGCAUUGGCACAGAGUUGCUGAAUGGGGUUACGUCUACGCUGGCGCCAUCUUGGUAUUUGCUGUCUCUGAGGAUGGGCGGUACCAGAUCGACAAGCUCACCCCCGGUGAUAUUUACUACUUCCCCAAGGGAGCUGCGCACUCUUUCCAAGGUCUUGAGGAUGAGAACGAGGUUCUCGUCGCCUUCGAUGACGGUGACUUCGACCGCCACGGAACCACUUUCCAGAUUGCCGACUGGGUCUCCCACACCCCUAAGGAGGUAUUGGCUAAGAAUUUCAAUAUCCCAAUCGGCACCUUCGAUAAGACCGAUAAACAUGAUUUUGAUAUUCUUAAUUCUACCACUACCACCCGCAACGUUACUGGCCCCAAUGGCCCUCUUAUGGGCAAUAGCUCUUAUACCUUCCAUAUUCACAAUGCUCUAGAAGUUCCAAUCCCUGGGGGCGGCGGCACUAUCCAAAUAGUUGACUCCAAGAACUUUCCUAUCUCCAAGACCAUCGCCUGUGCCGUUGUCCGUCUCAAGCCUGGUGCCUUACGCGAGCUUCACUGGCAUCCAACCGCUGAGGAAUGGCUCUACUUCCAUAGCGGAAAGGCCCGCGCCACUGUCUACAUUGGUGGCGGCCUAUCCCGUACCUUCGACUUUACCGCCGGGGAUACCGGUGUCUUCCCAGAUAACUCUGGUCAUUACAUCGAGAACAUCUCUAAGGAUGAAGAACUCGUCUACCUUGAACUCUACAAGGCCGACCGAGUUGCCGAUGUCUCCCUCUCCCAAUGGCUCGCCCUUACUCCACACGACAUUGCUGCCGCCGCUAUUAAUGUUCCGAUCGAGGUCAUUGACCAGAUAAAGAAGGAGAAACAAUUUAUUAUCGCGUAA
Microsporum canis CBS 113480 is the source of this 1212-nucleotide messenger RNA. Its product is annotated as oxalate decarboxylase. The transcript has 6 exons. The coding region runs from base 1 to 1212 and encodes 403 amino acids. Gene Ontology annotation, biological process: oxalate metabolic process. The record is from RefSeq and is a predicted model, not a curated record. Gene Ontology annotation, cellular component: cell wall. NCBI's taxonomy places the organism in Eukaryota, Fungi, Ascomycota, Eurotiomycetes, Onygenales, Arthrodermataceae.